Messenger RNA from Naumovozyma castellii, 1373 nucleotides. RefSeq lists its product as uncharacterized. Lineage: Eukaryota; Fungi; Ascomycota; Saccharomycetes; Saccharomycetales; Saccharomycetaceae. The record is from RefSeq and is a predicted model, not a curated record. The transcript has a single exon. The annotation marks the transcript as partial.
AGCUUGUCUUACUGGUUGAUUAUUUGCCCACUGUGGGUGAGUAUAUCCAAACGGCAGGUAGGCUACGUGAAGGAGGUGUUUGUAUGUCAUUCUGGACCAAGAGGUGUGUUGGUAAGUUCUCCAUCAAGCCAGAUGUUUGCAUUGCCAAGCAGAUGGCCAGGUUCUAUGGUCUCAGCCAUCUUGGUCAUGACCUAUGUUGCUCCCAUCUCCAUGGAAUUCCAGACGAUGUCUCUCAUUUGUACCGGUAUUUGAAGGGUGAAGUUGGCCCACGAGUGGAAGAAGUGGGGUCCAGUUUAGGUGAUGGUAUCGGUAAUUCCAAUGCUAAUUCUGAAGAUAAUUCUCUUUCUUUUGGUAACGAGUCCUCUGUUUUUGAAGAUUAUGACGCUAACGUCAGUAAUUCUGAUGAGUUUGAUGCUGUGCCAGAUGUUCCAAUGUCCAGUGGUUGUGACGAUAAUGAUAAUGUUGAUGCUGAUUCUUUUGAUUUGAGUUCCAAUUCGAAUAAUAAUGAUAAGGAGAACGUUUCCCCAUUGUCUGUUCCAAAUGCUAUCAGGAAUAAUAGGCCUUCCUCUAUUCUCACCAUGAAUAAUUACCUGAUGAAUGUUGGUGAUGGUAUUAAUUCCAGUUCUAAUUCCAAUUCCAAUGGAAGAUUGAUGUCUCCAGCCAAGGUUUCUAGUGCUGCUACCCCCAGUCCAAGAAAAGAUUCUGUGCUUCCCCCAAUCUAUAAUUCUGCCUCCAGAAAUGGUCAUUCCAAGAAGAGAAAGAAUAAUAAUACUGUAGUGCCAAUUCCAAAGUUGAAAAUCCUGCCUUUCAAGGUGGGUGCCAGUAAAAGAUUAAAGGCCAUGCCAAUUAAGGAUGAGAUAUUUGAAUUAUUCCACCAUUGUAAGAAUGUUUUUGAUUUCCUUGGUGUCCCUGCUGGUAUUGCUGCUCGGUUGCAUUUCUAUGGUCUCAAUGAGUCCUGCCUGUCGUUUCCUUUGUGGUAUACGGAUGGUUUAUGUUCCAGAUGUCUAGCUCCUGAGAACGGUGGGUGUGUCUGUUGGGAGGGUGGUCCUUGCGCUGUGAGACGGUUUGGUUUUGAGUUCAUUUUGAUGCUUCAGCUUAUCCUUUCCAAGAAGGAGUUUUUGCAGGUUAGAGGGCUUUGUUGGGGAGAUGAUUUGAAUGCUGUCAUGGUUAAGUAUGGACGUCAAAAAUCCAUGCUUCUUGAUAAGUUUAAGGCCAGCUACCUAGCUGUCUUUGCUGCUUUUAUGGUGAAGAAUCCCAAGUUGCCAGUGCCUCGUGUGCUGUUCAAGGAUGAUCUCAGAAUGACGAGCUUAUAUAACGCCAUGUGGGAGCAUUUGAAGAGUAAGAGGUUGGAUAUUUUGCAGUUUCUCAGGUAA